Messenger RNA from Cyprinus carpio (common carp), 1475 nucleotides. Its product is annotated as E3 ubiquitin/ISG15 ligase TRIM25-like. NCBI's taxonomy places the organism in Eukaryota, Metazoa, Chordata, Actinopteri, Cypriniformes, Cyprinidae. Bases 432 to 1475 code for a protein of 347 amino acids. The transcript is spliced from 5 exons. Gene Ontology annotation, molecular function: zinc ion binding. The record is from RefSeq and is a predicted model, not a curated record.
UGUACAUUUAUAUAAUUUAAUUAGUCAGCUUUUCGUUAUUCUCACAAACCCCCUGCAGUUCCUUCACGAACCCCAGUUUUAAAGUCUGCGUGAACUAGAAGCUGUAAUUAACUUUACUCUAGUAUUGUGAUUCAGAUAUUGACUUCAAGAACACAAAUAACAAAUAUUUUUGGGUUUCAGCUUGAGUGGCAUGUCAGCGGGCUAACAACUGGACAUCAGUCUGUGUAGGAUUAGGUACAAAUAUCCCACACAUCACUGAUUCAUAGACAUAAUCAAUGCAGAAAAAUAAACACGACCGAUUGGUCUUGAGUUGCAGACAUACCUGUUUUGCACACGUCACUCAAACACUGGAAACAGGAAACACGUGUGUUCAGGGAAAGAGAAACUGAAGUGUAGUCAAGCUGUUUGUGUCUCUGUAUUCAUGCAGUAAAAUGGCAGAAGCCAGAGUUUCUCAGAAUGAGUUCUUGUGUCCCUUGUGUCUGGAUCUCCUGAAGGAUCCAGUGACCAUCCAGUGUGGACACAGUUACUGUAUGAGCUGCAUUACAGACUGCUGGGAUCAGGAGGAACAGAAGAGAGUCUGUAGCUGCCCUCAGUGCAGAAAGACCUUCAGGCCAAGACCUGUUUUAUUUAAGAACGUGGUGUUUGCUGGAGUGGUGGAGAAACUGAAGAAGAGGAAACUUCCUCCUGACUGUGACGCUGGAGCUGGAGAUGUUCAGUGUGACGUCUGUACUGGAAGAAAACACAAAGCCGCCAAGUCCUGUCUGAUGUGUCUGAACUCGUACUGUCAGAAUCACCUGGAGCAACAUGAGAGUUUGUUUAAAGGAAAGAGACACAAUCUGACAGAAGCCACUGGACGACUGCAGGAGAUGAUCUGCCAGAAACAUGAGAAGCUCCUUGAGGUUUUCUGUCGCACUGAUCAGAAGUGUAUAUGUGUGCUGUGUAUGGAUGAACAUAAAAACCACGACACUGUAUCAGCUGCAGCACAGAGGACAGAGAAACAGAUGCAGCUGAAAGAGACGCAGAAGACGUUCCAGCAGAGAAUCCAGCAGAAUGAGAAAGAUCUUCAGAAGCUGAGAGAGUCUGUGGAGUCUCAUAAGCACUCUGCACAGACAGCAGGGGAGGACAGUGAGACGAUCUUUACUGAGCUCAUCGGCUCCAUUGAGAGAAGCCGCUCUGAGCUGAUACGACUGAUCAGAGAUCAGGAAAAGACUGCAGUGAGUCGAGCUGAAGAACGACUGGAGCGACUGGAGCAGGAGAUCAAUGAUCUGAGGAGGAGAGACGCUGAGCUGGAGCAGCUUUCACACACACAGGAUCACAUCCAGUUCCUGCAGAGUUUCCAGUCUCUCUCAGCACCUCCUGAAUCUACAGACGUAAAUGAUGAUCUCUUCAGUUCUCUCAACUCUUCUGAUGCUCUGAGAGAAUCUGUCCAUAGUGGCAUGACACAAUCUUUUAGUGGCUCCAUGCACACCGAAUAA